AUCAGUUGAUCGUAGAUCGCGAACGCGUUUCGUGCUUCUGGGCCGCGCGGAAAUGUCCUAAGCUUCUCACGAUUAGUGAACCGUUUUUGGUGGGUGUGAUUUUGUUUUUUGUGUUCCUUCAGAGUUGUAAAUUGUGUUUAUUUUGAAUCACCAAGGUUUUGUGACGAAUUUUCUUCGAGUAGAAACAUCGAAUUGAGUAUUGCGUUGCCGAUAGUGGGAACUGUGGAAAAUUAGCAAACAAAGUGGAAAGUGGAAACAUUUAAGCCAGUGCAGGCAGUGGUGGUGUGGUAAAAGUGCCAGCCGCGGCUGCUGUGGGUGACACCGAUUUCGGUAUUAAUGCGAUUAAGCGGUACAGCGACUGCUAAUGCCAAUUGAGUGGAUUAAGAAAACGGGCAAUGUGAGCAGCUGUGCGGAAAAAUCAUCUGGUGUCUACCCUACCUACCUGUUUCAGGGACAAAUCCAAGAAGGAGAAAGUGUAAAUAUCGCGCAUUGGCAUUUGAGUGCACGUUUUGGAACCACAAAUAAACGACAUUUGGAAUCUGAAUCGGAGAAAACCGAGCGAAACCCGUAAACCGUCUUCGGACCGUUAGUUUACUUCCUCGCGCCGUCGCGCCGCAGCUUAGCGUGAAGAAAUUCCAGUUUAAACUGCGCAUCGUCGUUAACCGGUUUCGCCCCAUAGAUCACAUGCAGCAGUGCGCACAGGCACAGUAAUAGUCGACCCGCGCCUCCAGCCAGCCAGCCAGCCAUCCAGCUCCUAGAAUUGCGCGCAGAUUUGCUUGGGGGAAGGGCGCGUUUAUCACCGGAGACGCCACCACUGCGACACGAAGUAGCGGCGGAGCGCGUCUCGUACGGAUCAGCCAGUCAGACGACCGGUAGUCAAGUCAGCGAUCUCAUCCUGAACCAGAUAUCGGCCAAACGAAACCGAUAAACAAAAUCCACGACUUUAAUACCUACGUAGAGGAAGAAUAGUCGUCGUCGGUCAAUAAAAGAACAAGUGGAGCACAGACAAACGCGAGCAGCUGGGUAGACAGACGGAAAUCAGUGCAGCGCGCGGGUAGUUGACGUUGAUUUUAUGAAAGUGCUAUAAUUGAGGAACACACGACUCAAUUACUUCAUUUGCCCCGUAUAUGUGCCGACGGCGGGUGGUGGGUCGUUGCAGUCUCGAGAAGCGAAAACAACCGCUCCUCGUCGGAGAGGUUCAAGAAGAUUGAGAGCAAGCAACGAUCAGUGCCAUUUAGCACGGCCCCUGCUACCGGUUCGGUUCAGUCAGGCAGCGACGGGACUGCUACAGUUCGCUGGGCUUCCUACCACACCGACCGACCGUAGUUAGGUCGAUGCGAAACAGUGUUGAACAACUGGAUUGUUUUCGAUAAAAAUAGGUUAACGAUCUUGCCGGACGAGAGUGACCUCUGUGUGCCGAUAAUUGUGAACACGAGUGCCGUGACUGAUUGUCCAGUUUGAUUGGAGCCGCAAACCGGUGGUGAAGUUUUGAAAAAGGAAGGCGCCACCGAAGGCUUCGCCGUAGUUCAACGGCAUCCAGAAUGUCGGCUUUGGGUGAUCUGGCGCAGCGGAGCAGGGUCAUGUACGUGAACAACAAUCCUCCGGUCGUGCCUACAGUCAUGUCCCUGGAGGAAUCCCGCCGAACACAGCGCCCCUACCGGUAUGGCAUGAUACUGCUGUGCGUGGGUGCUUUAGUCAACUGGCUCGGGUUAGCUCAGGACUACACAGAACCAAUUCGGUACACCGGAGUGGCGUGCAUUUUGGCCGGAGCAUGCCUAAUCUGCACAGCCAUGUGCUGCUGGUUGCAUACACCAAAUAGAGCCGGAUCAACAAGUGAGAACGAUGAUCCAAUACACGUAAUCAGCGCUGCCGAGGAGCGCCGCUGCGAGAAACCACCCGACUAUGACACCGUGGCGACGGCGCCUCCCAGCUACGACGACGCCAUCAAGCUGGACCCCUCGGCGCUGCUGCAUCAGCACGCUCCCCCAGCAACGGUACCUGCCGCCACAGAUGUUAACCGUGCCUCCACAGUAGCCAAUCCGACAACCACCUCCAGCACCAGCCCUACCUCUAGCUCAAGCUCGUCGCCGUUCAGCUUUUCCAGCAUUCUGGGCCUAGCCAGUCGGAACGCAUCGGCAGCGCCGACGGCUCCACUGGAACCGGCCAGCAUAACAGUCGAGCACGAGAAACCACCGCCAUACGAGGCCAACAGCCGUUCCACGGCGCAUCCACCGGCCAUAGUCGCCGCUAUUCCGAUCCAGCUGAACCCAGCGAUUUUGGUUCCCAGUAGCAACUAAAAGUGUUCAAAGAGCCACUAUGCGAACAGUGCGUGAAAAGGUGCGCGUGGAGAACGGUAUGCUUGGAAUCGGAAUGUGCGGCGUUGUUAGUGUGAACGAGCUCUAUUUGUAAUCGAAAUAAGUCCUCAACUGAAUCCACUCCACUCCGUUGUUGCGAGUGGAACAUACAGUGACCGCAAGGCUGUGCUCAACUUGUAACUAUAUUUACUAGAUUUAUAUUCAUUCUGAAUUGUCGUGUACUUAUUAAUACUACUCUAGCGUAUAAGAGAAGACUUAUAUUUACUAACUAUACCCCAAAGCCACUGCAUGAAUUGCGCGAUGAACGGACGCCGAUCCGUUCCGGGUCCAGUAUUAGCAAGCUGAAUCCGCUGCCAAACAUUUUAAAGUUGUUUUCAGAACCAAUUUGUGCAAUAGACAGAAUCAAAGCAAAAGCAAAUUUUAGAUGUAGGGCUUAAGACGCACACUAGUUACUGAAUUCUUAAUUCGUUAUACAUAUGAAUGAGAUGUUUUUAAGUGAAUCCAGUUCAACGGUCCGCAACCAUUUAUUUUCCGGUGUCUCAAUAGUUCCGCGAUAGACUGCGGGGAAGCUAUAGGCAAACUGUCACGCUUAGACGAGCCUCAAUGGAAGAAGUAAACUUUGUAGUGCCGGCAGUGCGCGAUGGAGAUUUGAAUUUCACGCAACGGUGUGUUUUACCGCAGAUAGCGGGCGAGUAACGUCAAAUUAUGCGAAUUUUGUUAGACAGACUUGAGUGAUAUAAGCGAAUAUCGAACAAUAAACCUAUUGUGAUAAAUUAUAA
Molecule: messenger RNA, 3094 nt
Organism: Armigeres subalbatus
Lineage: Eukaryota; Metazoa; Arthropoda; Insecta; Diptera; Culicidae
Exons: 6
Coding region: 1542-2297 (251 amino acids)
Source: RefSeq, a predicted model, not a curated record